AUGCAACAACUCUUCGCUGCCGACGACAAGUUCCCGAGCGUUGUGGCAGCGCUGGAGGCACGUGGGUGGCGGCGACUCCCGUUCGUUGGCUGCCCCAAGUUUGACCUCAAGUGGACUAACUACUCCAAGAUCUCGUGGUGGCGUGUGACGCCCCAGCAGAUCGUCAGCCACCUGCAAAACUCAAUUACCCUAUCGCAGAAGGAUCAACUCUUGCGGUUGCUGUACGCACGAGGCAAUGAAGAGCAGAUACAAGUAGAUCGAUGCUUCCCACGGACGUUCGAUCUGAGUCAGCCACAAGAGCGUCGGCUGCUUAAGUUCUGGUUCCACUACAGCCAAGCGGUUGCUGUGCUUUUAGAAACUCUAAGAAAUGGUGUGAAGGUUGACGCAGAGCAAGUGGAAGCUGCAAUAAAGUUGGUCAAAACUGCUAUUAGUAAUCACACGACAGCUGAAGAGAGACGGGAGAUUGAGGGCGUUUUGAGUGAGCUGGAGCGAAGAGAUCCGCAAUUCCACGUGGUCGGCAAUGUGUGGAUCUGUAAGCCGUCGAAUCUGUCCCAAGGACGAGGCAUCGUUCUGUGUAGCUCGUUUGAAGAGAUAGAGAAGAUCACCUCGUCUAGUGGUGAGCAAGACGAUCAGGGGACGGAGACAACUUCUUCGCAGAUCAAGUGGAUCGUGCAAAAGUACAUCGAACGACCGUUGCUAUUGCAAAAUGACCGAAAGUUUGAUAUCCGCCAGUGGGUGCUGAUUACCGAGCUCGAGCCAAAGCCAACGGUGUUCUGGUUCUACAAAAGCUACUUGCGUUUCUGCUCUCGUAGGUAUGAGUUGACCCGACUGCAAGAUCGGUUCACACACCUCAGCAACUUCUCGCCCAUGUGGUCAUCGGACCAGUUCCGAGAUACGCUGAGACAGAAACACGGAAGAGAUGUCUGGGAGGAAACAAUCCUUCCCCAGAUGCACAACACUGCGCGGUUGACCCUAGACGCCGCUCUGCCAAAGCUCAAGGCCGUUGGGCGAGGCUUCGAGUGGCUGGGCUUCGACUUUCUUGUAGACGAACACCACCACUCACUGCUGAACUGGUACCCAAGGCUACAACCGACUUGUUGA
Messenger RNA from Phytophthora infestans T30-4, 1101 nucleotides. Its product is annotated as tubulin-tyrosine ligase family, putative. Bases 1 to 1101 code for a protein of 366 amino acids. The transcript has 7 exons. Gene Ontology annotation, molecular function: protein-glycine ligase activity, initiating. The record is from RefSeq and is a predicted model, not a curated record. Lineage: Eukaryota; Oomycota; Peronosporomycetes; Peronosporales; Peronosporaceae. Gene Ontology annotation, biological process: protein polyglycylation.